This is a messenger RNA of Aethina tumida (small hive beetle), 1091 nucleotides long. RefSeq names its product retinol dehydrogenase 11. Bases 25 to 1005 code for a protein of 326 amino acids. The record is from RefSeq and is a predicted model, not a curated record. The transcript is spliced from 4 exons. NCBI's taxonomy places the organism in Eukaryota, Metazoa, Arthropoda, Insecta, Coleoptera, Nitidulidae.
UUUGUUAUUGAAACGGUACCGAGGAUGUUGUGCAUGUUCUGUUCCACGUGUUGUCUACUCAAGUUGGUAGCGGUGAUUGGGGCGCUUUUGGCCAUCGCCAAGUUGUACAUUAAAUUGACGACAGGAUGGUGCAGGAGUCAGACUUGUUUGGUUGGAAAAACUGCUAUUGUAACCGGCGCCAACACAGGCAUCGGCUACGAAACAGCUCUGGACUUUGCGAAACGUGGCGCCACUGUUAUUCUGGCGUGCAGAAACAAAACACGUGCCGAAGCUGCAGCUGAAAGAAUCAUCUUGGAAACUGGAAACGAAAAUGUCAUAGUCAAAAUCAUAGACAUGGAAAAUUUGGACUCGGUCCGUGCAUUCGCCAAAGAUAUUAACACAACCGUCAACAAGUUGGACAUCCUGGUGAACAACGCUGGAGCUGGAAUAAUGAAAGACGAAAGAAUUGGUCUAAAGAAGUUGCAGAAGACCAUUUUGAUUAAUCAUUACGGACCGUUUUUGUUGACGAAUCUUUUGCUUAAUCUUUUGAAAAAAUCUGGACCAUCCAGGAUUGUGAAUGUAUCGUCGAUAGCCGCCAAGCAGGCCAAAUUAGACUGGGACGAUUUGAACGCUCAUCCUGGUGUGCACGCAGUGUAUGGCAACAGCAAAUUGAUGAACAUCUUGUUCACAAUUGAACUGGCCAAAAAGUUGAACGGUACUGAAGUAACGACUUAUUCCCUACAUCCUGGCGUAAUCGAAACUGAAUUUUUGAGAAACUUAAAUAAGUGGUUCAAAGUGCCCUUACAAUUUAUGGUCUCCAAGUUCUUCAAGAACGCUACAGAAGGUGCACAAACUACUAUUUAUUGCUCUGUGCAAAGAGGUCUUGAAAAAUUAACCGGGGAACACUUCGAGGACUGUCAUUUGGUCCAACGAUAUGCCAUUGCUCAAGAUCCCUCUGCUCCGCAACGUUUAUGGGAGAAGUCGGAAGAAAUGGUCGGGCUGACCGCCGAAGAGAAACAGUAUUAAACGGCCAUCAAGUCAAUAAUUUAUUACUUUAAAAUAUCUUCGUUAAUUUUAAUGGUUUAAUAAUAAUUACAGAAAUUAAAAGAACA